This is a messenger RNA of Notechis scutatus (mainland tiger snake), 406 nucleotides long. The record is from RefSeq and is a predicted model, not a curated record. Lineage: Eukaryota; Metazoa; Chordata; Lepidosauria; Squamata; Elapidae.
CUGUCCUCUAUUUCCUGCUGCAAGUCAGCUUCCUGGUCGACGAAGGUGUUUCGCCCGUCCUCCUGCAGCUGCUCUCCUGCGCCCUCUGUGGCAGCAAGGUCCUCUCUGGGUCGGCUUCGGCCGGCUCCUCAGGCACAACGGUCCCCGGAGGGUCCAGCUCAGGCCAGCCGUCCGGCCAGAGCAAAUCCUCCACCAAGAAGAGCAAGAAGGAAGACAAGGAGAAGGAGCGAGAGGGGGACGGCUCCUCGGGCAGCCAGGAAGACCAGCUCUGCACCGCCCUGGUGAACCAGCUGAACAAAUUCGCCGACAAGGAGACGCUGAUUCAGUUCCUGCGCUGCUUCCUGCUGGAGUCCAACUCGUCGUCCGUGCGUUGGCAGGCCCACUGCCUGACUCUGCACAUCUACCG